Molecule: messenger RNA, 1250 nt
Organism: Rhagoletis zephyria (snowberry fruit fly)
Lineage: Eukaryota; Metazoa; Arthropoda; Insecta; Diptera; Tephritidae
Cellular component (GO): nucleus
Source: RefSeq, a predicted model, not a curated record
CGAUAGUUUGACAGUUCUAAUUCCUACUUGUUUGCUUGUUUACUUUGUCGAAGAAGAGUAGUGAAAUUAUUAAACGCGUUGUAUAUUGUUAAAAAAUAAAAUAAAAUACAUUUAAUGUACACAAAAUACACGUGAACAUUGCAAUGAUCAUAUAUUUAUAAAAAUAUGUGUUAAGUGCUCUUUUUCAUAUGAAACUUCGCUAGUGAAACUGCAAAGAAUUUACCAACGAAUUAGUUAAAUACUAUUACUAAUAAAGUGAAAAGAGUGAUAAAUAAUGUAAAUAUAUACGAUUCUUAACACCUCCGUCAAGUUUCACGACGAAAUUCGUGAUAAUUUUGUGGAAAUAGCCAAAAACCGAUUUAAUGGAAAGCCAACCCAAAAGGAGCCGGGCAUCACCAGAGCAGCUCACUGCCAUGAUUGACUUUUUUGUGGAAAACCCGGGUAUAUCCAGCGGAAAGUUCCAGCAGCUCCAUGGAAAGAUGCAGUCGCAGAAAAAGUGGGUGGAAAUGGCCGGUAAACUAAACGCCAUUGGAGGAGCAGUUAAGUCAGUAGACCAAUGGCAUACAGUCUGGCGGGAUUUGAAAAGCCGUACUAGCAUACGUGUGCGCGACCGGAAGAGGAAACAUGCUCUAACCGGAUACAUGCCCGACGAUCAGGCGCCCAUGACGAAGCUGGAGAGGCGCGUGGUUGCUCUCAUUGGGAGCAGCUACAUCGACGGCAACGAGUCGGUGUUCGAAAAUAUGCCUUUAGAAGAGGACUUACAGCUAGCUAUGGAGGACGGCGACGACAUAGACAUUGAAGGUAUGGUGCCGCUGUCUGAAGAUAGCAUCGGCACUGAUAUUCGAUUCCCCGAUAUACCUAGAAACUUAAACAGGAAACGUGCGGAAAAGGAGAGCGAUAUCCAGAAUAAAUUUCUGGAAAUCGCUCAAAAGCAAGCUGAAGCUAUGAAGAUGCUGGCAGAAAACAACGUCAGACAGGUGGAGGCAACCCUUUCGAUUGCGCAGGCUAUGACUGCAAUAGGGGAAGGAUUGAAAGCUUGCGCCGAGGUUUUCAACAAGCUUGCAAAUACUAUCAGCAAUUUACUGUAUUACGACGAACGGGCAAGAAAUCGAUUUGUUGCAAUUAAUCUUGAAUCAUAUCAUAUAAGAGUACUAGCAAAUGCCCGCUUUCUUCGCGGCGCCUAAUCAGAUCUUUUGCGUUGGCCAAUUCAAAAAUAGCGUUUAAAAGCACAAGCGGUCUGUAAAGUAAAA